Messenger RNA from Acanthosepion pharaonis, 1275 nucleotides. Lineage: Eukaryota; Metazoa; Mollusca; Cephalopoda; Sepiida; Sepiidae. The record is from the annotation of a GenBank genome assembly.
AUGUCCUCCGUCACGUCAAACUUCGCUAGUAAAACAGAAGUGAAUUCUAAAUCAAACACAUUAUCUAUCUAUCUAUCUAUCUAUCUAUCUAUCUAUCUAUCUAUCUAUCUAUCUCAGUCGGUUCAUUAUCUAUCUAUCUAUCUAUCUAUCUAUCUAUCUAUCUAUCUAUUCAUUAUAUCUAUCUAUCUAUCUAUUCAUUAUCUAUCUAUCUCGGUUCAUAUCUAUCUAUCUAUCUAUCUAUCUAUCUAUCUAUAUAUCUAUCAUUGUUCAUUGUUCAUUUUGACUAUAUAUAUCUAUCAUUGUUCAUUUUGUUAUUCAUUUUGUUCAUUUUUUCGUUAUUUCUAUCUUGUUCAUUGUCUAUCUAACUUUGAAUUAUCAUUAUCUUUCUAUCUAUCUAUCUAUCUAUCUAUAUUAUAUCUACCAGUUUGUUCAUUAUUAUCUAUCUAUCUCUUUUAUCUAUCAUCUAUCUAUCUAUUCAUCUUUCAGUUUCAUUAUCUUCUAUCUUCUAUCUUUCUUUAUCACAGUUUCUUUCUUGCUUUCUUCUAUCUUCUAUCUUCUAUCUAUUAUAUAUCUAUCAUUGUUCAUUGUUCAUUGUUCAUUUUUCGUUAUCUAUCUAUAGUUGACAUUAUCUUUGCUCAUUAUCUAUCUAUUUAUCUACCUUUGUUCAUUGUUGAUUAUCUAUCUUUGACAUUAUUCAUCUUUGUUCAUUUUCUUCCUUCCUUUCUUUCUUUCUUUCUUUCUUGCUUUCUUUCUUUCUUUCUUUCUAUCAUUGUUCAUCUAUCUAUCUCUAUCUAUCUAUCUAUCUAUCUAUCUAUCUAUCUAUCUAUCUAUCUAUCUAUCUAUCUAUCUAUCUAUCUAUCUAUCUAUCUAUCAUUGUUCAUUGUUAAUUAUCUUAUCUUAUUUAUUAUUUAUCUUUGUUCAUCUAUCUAUCUAUCUAUCUAUGUUUAUUAUCCAUCCAUUUUUGUCCGUUAUCUAUCUAUCUACGGUGGGUCGAACCAUAUGAUUAGCUAUUUAAUAUCUAUCUAUCUAUCUAUCUAUCUAUCUAUCUAUCUAUCUAUCUAUUCUAUUUUUAAUUUUAGCAUUUCUUUUAGGCAACUGUUUUUUCCAUUCUUUUUUUUCACUGUCUUUGCGGUGUCUAUAUUUUUUUCAUCCCUUUCCUUUUUUCUUCUUUCUUUCUUUCGUUUUUUUCUUAUUCUUCCAAUCGCUUUUCUUUCACCGUUUUUGCGUUUUCUAUAUUUUCUAUCCCUUUCUGUCUUUCUUUCUUUCUUUCUUUGA